Pararge aegeria (speckled wood butterfly) is the source of this 2014-nucleotide messenger RNA. It is a transcript of the gene Srp72, whose product is annotated as signal recognition particle subunit SRP72. Gene Ontology annotation, biological process: SRP-dependent cotranslational protein targeting to membrane. Bases 27 to 1967 code for a protein of 646 amino acids. Gene Ontology annotation, cellular component: signal recognition particle, endoplasmic reticulum targeting. Lineage: Eukaryota; Metazoa; Arthropoda; Insecta; Lepidoptera; Nymphalidae. The transcript has 13 exons. The record is from RefSeq and is a predicted model, not a curated record. Gene Ontology annotation, molecular function: ribosome binding; protein binding; 7S RNA binding.
ACAGCCAGCUGUCGAGUUGUCAAAAAAUGUCGGCCAACAAGGAAAAUAACCUUAUUCAGGCCUACGUAGAAUUAAAUAAAUUUUGCCAAAGUAGCGAUUAUGAAAGGGCAUUAAAAGCAGCAGGAAAAAUCCUGCAGAUAGCACCAAAUGAGCAAAAAGCAUUCCACUGUAAAGUGAUAUGCUUCAUACAGCUACAUAACUUCAAAGAGGCGCUAACAGUUCUCAGCAAUGCCAAGAAUGCUUCGCUGGCAAGUGAUCUUGUGUUUGAGAAAGCAUACUCUCAGUACAGGCUUAACUGUCCCAAAGAGGCCUUGGAGACUGUUGAUGGUGCUUCAGAGUUAACACCUGCUUUAAAGGAACUAAGGGCUCAAAUUUUAUACCGCUUAGAGCAGUACCAGGACUGCUACAACCUUUACAGAGAUAUAGUGAAGAACACCACAGAUGACUAUGAAGAUGAAAGGAAGGCAAAUAUGUCCGCCGUUGUUUCUAACUUGGCUGCACUAACCCCAACAGCAGAUCUGCCAACGUUUGAGGAGAGCACCUACGAGCUGUCAUACAAUGCUGGCACAACACUGGCUAUGCGUGGAAAAUACAACGAAGCACUGCCAGUGCUGAAGAAAGCGGAACAGGCGUGCUCUGAGAGCGUCAUUGAAGACGGUGGCACUGAGGAGGAAGCUAAAGAAGAAGCCGCUAUCAUCAGGGUCCAGCAAGCAUAUUGCCAACAACAAAUGGGUAAAGAAAAGGAAGCAGCGUCUUUGUACCAGAAUGUUCUAAAGGACAAGCCCUCCGAUCAAGCUCUUAUCGCCAUCGCUAGCAACAACCUGGUUGUCAUCAACAGGGAUACGAACGUGUUCGACUCCCGCAAGCGUAUGAAGGCGGCAACACAAGACGGCCUCGAACACAAGCUGAACUCACGCCAGCGCGCCAGUAUCGCGUACAACCAGGCAAUCCUGGCCAUCUACUCUAACCAGCCGGACUUCUGCAAACAAUGCUGCGUGAAGCUAACCCGCGAGUUCUCUCAAGAGCGGAGGGCGGCUUUGGUGGAGGCCUGUUCUCUGGUGAAAGAGGGCAAACGGACCCAGGCGGUCACCUUAUUGCUCAAACAUGGGGGGCUACUAAUCCUAGCCGCUGCACAGGUUCUGUUGGCACAGGGUGACCGUAAGGCGGCCGUCAAACUGUUGGAGGAGAGCGAGUUCAAGUAUCGACCGGCCAUCGUUGGGCUGCUGUGUACAUUGCUGACUGCUGACAACGACUAUGAGAAAGCGUCCAAACUGUUUAUAGACGUUUAUGAGCAUUACAAGGAUGAUAAUGAGAAACUUAUUUCCCUCCGGAACGUGUGGCGCGCGGCCGCUGAAGCCCACCAGAGGGCAAACAACACCACAGCGGCUGCUAUAGCCCACGAGGCGCUGGCGAAAGCGGCGCCGGGCGACAAGCGUAGUCUAGCUAGGCUGGUGAAGGCUUUGGUGGGAGAUCCGGAGCGGGCGAGGAAGUUGGCCGCCGGACUACCGCCUAUAUCGGAAUUGGAGAGCAAAAUCGACGUGGACGCUUUGGAGUCCUCAAAAUGGAUGAUGGGAGCCAAGAUCGUUAAGAAAACCGUCCAGAGCAAACAGGAACAAUCGCCUGGGACACCAGGAUCGGAACUGGGUCAAAAGACGAAGGCGAAGCGGAAGCGAAAGACCAAGCUGCCACCCAACGCUGACCUGUCCAGACCACCCGACCCGGAAAGAUGGUUACCAAAGUACGAGCGUACCGCGUAUCGCAAGCGGCGUGGAAUACGUCGUGACGUCAUCAAGGGAAGCCAGGGGAUGACCACAAACGCUGUCGAUCAGUAUGACAUGAGUAAACAAACUCCAACGGCCACGGCAACGGCGGCGAAGAGUCCGCGCGUCGAGCCAAAGUCUGCGGACAGUGCGUGGCAACGCAAACAGCAGCAGAAGAAAAAGGGCAAAGGGAAAGGAAAAUGGUAGUUAACCUAUACAAAUAUAUACAUAUAUUGUACCAUUUAUAUCAUAAA